AUGAAUCUCACCGACAUUUCGUACUUCACUGGCGUGUGCACCAUGACUGCCGAGUCCCAGCAGUCGCCCACCGAAGCCUCCUCCGCCUCGGAGCCCCUGGAGAGCUCUGCGGAUCUGUCAUUGGAGUCCCCGGAGAAAGACGAAGCAGUGAUGGUCAAAUCGGAGCCGAGAGGCGGCACGCCGGUCGCGGACAGGGAUGAGGAGGAGGCUGGGGAUAUCGAGGGACAGAUGCCGACUUCUGGAGGGCGAAGGCGGAAGCGUCCGAUCCAGCGUGGUAAGCCCCCAUACAGUUACAUAGCUCUGAUCGCUAUGGCCAUCGCCAACUCGCCAGAAAGGAAGCUGACCCUCGGAGGGAUUUAUAAGUUUAUAAUGGAUCGUUUCCCAUUCUACAGGGAAAACUCGAAAAAGUGGCAAAAUUCCAUCAGGCACAACCUCACGCUCAAUGAUUGUUUUGUCAAGAUCCCCCGUGAACCUGGACGCCCUGGGAAAGGCAACUAUUGGACUCUAGACCCGGCAGCUGAGGACAUGUUCGACAACGGGAGCUUUUUGCGUCGGAGAAAACGCUUCAAACGAUCAGACAUCACCACGUACCCAGGCUACAUGCAGAACUCCAGUGCCUUCACCCCGACUCCAGUUGGGAGACCAACCUACCCCAAUGCACUCUACCCCAGCGUGGGAUCGGCCUACAGCCCUCAAGCCCACGGCAGCAACCACCACCCGGCCAUGCUGCAUCACUAUCAGAGCUCGGCAGUCACUCAGGCCCAGCACAGGAUGUUCAGCAUUGACAAUCUCAUCAGCCAGCAGUCCGUUUUGCAGGCCUCGUCUGCGAUCGACUUAAACUCGCACUUAACCGGAGAACUGGGGCCAAUGGUCAGUUGUUCCAUUGGCGGGGCGGAUGUGUCGAGUUUCCAGUCACAGUCUACAAGCCCCACUGGGAUGGGAGCCGGGUUAAACAGGUCUUCUAACAGCAUGACUUCUAAUGCAACCUAUUCGUAUUCCACAUCCCCUCCUCAUCUAUCUAUGCCCCAAGCCAACUACUCUCCCAAUAAUACCCAGAUGUACUGCCCCUCGAAUCGUCUUGCCAUACCGUCCAUGAGACCCAACUCAUGCAACGAUCACACUGACCAGCUUUUGGGUUUACCCAACCAUCAGAUGAACGGAUUUGCACAGUUCAAUGGCAAUAAUUCGUACAUGCGACAAACAAACUAUGCGCCCGGUCUUGACAGAUUCAUGUAGACGGCGUUUUAAAGGAGAAAAGCAGCAGAACCAUGUUACUGCUGUACUACAAAGCAAUCAAGGUUAGCUCUUUUACAUAUUUAUAUUAAGCAACACCGCCAAAGCUCAUAUUCCCCCACUCUUAUGUAAAUAUAUGUACAAUUAUGUAUUUUAAUACACUUCUGCAUUUCUAGUUAUCGUUGUAAGAAUGUAAGUUUCAAUUCAAUUUGUAUUUUGUCUAUGAACGGAAGAGAGUCCUCUACGACAAACAGCAGGCUCUCGUUUAAAAUGAUCAAUAUUUCCCUCUGCCUCGGAGUUGAAACGAGGCAGGUUAACCGUGCACCUUGCGGUACAUUUGUAUUUCGGGGGAAAGUGUAAAUCGUGUAAUUUGUACCAUAGUUGCUUUAGAUGGAAAA
Molecule: messenger RNA, 1631 nt
Organism: Amblyraja radiata (thorny skate)
Lineage: Eukaryota; Metazoa; Chordata; Chondrichthyes; Rajiformes; Rajidae
Gene: foxe3
Product: forkhead box E3
Exons: 1
Coding region: 1-1236 (411 amino acids)
Biological process (GO): anatomical structure morphogenesis; regulation of transcription by RNA polymerase II; cell differentiation
Molecular function (GO): DNA-binding transcription factor activity, RNA polymerase II-specific; RNA polymerase II cis-regulatory region sequence-specific DNA binding
Source: RefSeq, a predicted model, not a curated record